CCCAGUCCGUGCACCAAACGGAAGCUGGUGAAGUACCUUCGAGCAGUUUUAUCGCUUUUAAACCAACAAACCCCUUUAAUAACACCUCUAAAUAACCCCCGCGACUCGGCAGUGCGUCUCCGCCCGCGAAGCGGAGCUGUAGACUGAAACAGGUCCAUAUAUCUGCCGCUGUAGCCGGUGGUAGCAGCAUGUUUACCUCCCAGACCUCCUCGUUCCAGGACUCCAUCGACGUGGAGGAGAAAGAUGACUUUGACAGCGAAGACAUUUCUGGAUACAACCAGAAAAUCCAGCUCAACUGCUACUACGCCAUUUAUCUUUAUCAAGGCACAAGAUCUGAAGCUUCUGGGGAAAAUGUGGCUUGGAGCCAGAGACGUGCAGACUCCACAACAAUUCUGGAGGACUUUAGCUUGACACUAAUUGACAGCAGCCUUCCACCAGAGGCAGAACCAGAGUUACGCACCUACAUUUCAAGGAGGCUGAGCAAAGGAGCCCUGCUGGGAGGAAUGGGAAACAUCGCCACUGUGGAACUAAGUAUUCCAGAGAAGGCUGUUGGCUGCUACUGCUGUCUCCUGGAGCAGGAAAAGUCUCCUGAACAGCCAGACACUGAUGGCAAUGGAUAUGUCAUCUGCUUUAUGGGCGGGUCUGAGAAAGGACUGAACUUAUUCAGAUUAGAGCUUGAUAAAUACGUUCAAGGACUCCAGAGCAGCCUGCAAAGUCCAAAGCUUGAGAACUUUGAUAUGGAGGUGCGACCCUAUCUGAGCCGGUGGUACGAGGAAUCUGUGAUGCACAUUCAUCGAGUGGUGCAACUGGUCCAGAACAACAUCAGCUUCUUGCUGCACGCUGCUUUGAGUCAUAUACUCGUGGAGGUCAUCAAUUCAGACGACAGGACAAAGGCAGAUGUCUCCAGAUUCAUCAAAGCCGCCAGUUUGCAGGGCCUUUCACAGCAAGACACCACAACAGCGUCUCUGUGCAAAGCCAUGUCAGAGGACACGCAGACUGACCUGAUCAUUGACUGCUCCACCAGCCCACCCACACUCACCAACACCGUCAGUAACCGUUUUUGCGAUGACUGGAUUCAGGCGUUUCUGAACGCAGCAGAGCGUUGCAAUCCCUUCCUACUCAGACAGAUUCUAGAGAACUUCAAGCUCAAGGCCAUCCAGGACAUGAACAGCUUGAAGCGCUUUGUGCGCCAGGCAGAGAUGAGUCACUACGCUCUGUUUCGCUGCUGUCAGUUCCUGCAGGGCUGCGGAAACGGGGACGUUCUGCUGCAGAACGCCAGAGCAGAGCACAGCGAUCUGCCCGAAGCCUGCAGCAUCAUCGCUGUCCUGGAGGAGUUCCUCAGGGAACAGUCCCAGGCCCAGGCAUGAGUUUGUCACAAAAACAUCUCAUCUGUCACAAGUCCACCUAAACCAGCUUCCUGAACGAACACCCCUCUAACCUCAAAGCCUCAAUUUGCUCAAAGAAAAUAAAUAUUACCGUGGUGACAAACUGGAAAGAGUCAGCUGUUAAGGCAAAAACAUAAAAUAAGUAAAAAUGAUAAACCAUUAUUCCACCUCUACUGUCGCUGGAGAGUUAGAUGAGUGUUGGUCAGAUCUGGAAUAUGUACUGUAACAAAAAAGCUACAACUUUUUUUUGUCUGGUUAUCUUUUAUCAUCACUACAAACACUAACAGUUUUAAGUUUGAAAGGUUUCUAAAAUGAAGGUAAAUAUAGAAAAGAAUAGUUUGACUUUAGUUGCAGAGCUUCCAGCUCUUCCUUGUGUUGUGUAAACGUGUAUAUUAAAAUACCAGGAGCCAAAUAUUUCUUCUAAUAAUGCUGACAAGGAUCACAAGAAAGACAAGAAUUGAACCAAAUGAGAGCUUCUGCUCAUUGAAGUAAAGUUAGUUUUUACUUCUCUGAUGUCCAAACGUGACAUUUUUUUGUUUUAUUUGUAUUCUUGUGAGAAUAAUGCACAAAUCACUUUUAUGUUUGUUUGUUUCUUACAUUUCUACCAUAUCUCUGCACUACCAUGUUAUUUUUUUUUAAUCUGAUGGAUACUGAAACUGUAAUAAUCACAUUCCAUGUGAUGUCUUUUAAUUCUCUAAAAGUGCUGUGUGUGUGUGUGUGUGUAUAUAUAUAUAUAUAUAUAUAGAUGGUGUAAUUUUUGGGGAUAUUAUUUGAACAUUAUUUCCUGUUUACAGAUAACUUCAAAGCCUCUUGUAGCUCCGGUUCAUGAGAACAGACGGGGCCUUUGUGACCUUUCACUACAUGUACUGAGUGUGUAGUUUUAAACAGUCUUAAGUGAGAAAAGAAAAUAUACUUUAAAAGUAGUGGCUGUAAAUAAGCUCACAGGUAAAUAUAUUAGUCCACUUAAGUUUAAUUUUCUCUUCCUGUAACAUUGUUUUUCUUCGUUUCAAAAGGCCUGUGUGCUGAAGAUUGAACCCAGAUUAUUACUUUUAAAUUCUAUCCAAAGUAUGUAACAGAGCAAUAUCAGUGUUGGUGGUUUAUAUGUUUAAGCUGUGAACCUGGUAGCGUGUAAACAACUUGUUUCGUUGUUGUUCAUUUUUAGAGCGACUGACACUCUUUGCAUGCGUGUUCUCAUUUCUGCACUGCCUAUUUUCUGCAGUCAGGAAAGACCGUGUGGUUCUCAGACGUGUACAGAUGGGGCUGAAAUAAACACAGUCGAGCCACAUUGUUGAGGUUGUGUGUA
This is a messenger RNA of Cololabis saira (Pacific saury), 2688 nucleotides long. It is a transcript of the gene c21h17orf75, whose product is annotated as chromosome 21 C17orf75 homolog. Lineage: Eukaryota; Metazoa; Chordata; Actinopteri; Beloniformes; Belonidae. The transcript is spliced from 10 exons. The record is from RefSeq and is a predicted model, not a curated record. Gene Ontology annotation, cellular component: trans-Golgi network. The coding region runs from base 189 to 1367 and encodes 392 amino acids.